AUGGCUUUUGCGACCUUUAACGACACCUCUGAUCCCAUUUCAUCUUUAAUUGAUUUCGUGUACCCUUCAAUUUUAGAUAACUACAACAAUCAUAACUACUUUAGGGAGAGGGCUAUACUUACGCCUAAGAACAAGGUUGUGCAUGAGAUAAAUGACAGGUUGUUAGCGUUAUUCCCAGGCGAAGAAAGAGAGUAUCUAAGCUCCGAUAGUCUUUGUCAGACUGAGAAUCCUAAUUCAACACAGCUAAAACUAUACUCACCAGAUGUGUUGAAUGGUCUUAAAGUAUCAGGUUUGCCUAAUCACAGAUUAUACAACCGUGUCAUAGAAGCAGAAAUCAUAUCUGGAGGAAAUAUUGGCACUCGCACCUACAUACCGAGACUUAAUUUGAUACCUUCAGACAAAAAGAUUCCUUUUGCGUUUCAAAGGAGGCAAUUUUCGAUAGUUGUGUGUUUUGCGAUGACUAUCAACAAAAGUCAAGGGCAGUCGCUAUCAAGGGUUGGUCUGUACUUGAGACAACCUGUUUUUACGCAUGGUCAGUUGUAUGUGGCUUUAUCAAGGGUAAAAUCCAGAGACGGAGUCAAAUUGCUUAUAUUAGACAAGGACGGCAAACCUACCGAUAAAACAUCAAAUGUUGUUUAUAAGGAAGUGUUUAACAAAUUGUGA
Messenger RNA from Helianthus annuus (common sunflower), 663 nucleotides. RefSeq lists its product as uncharacterized. The coding region runs from base 1 to 663 and encodes 220 amino acids. NCBI's taxonomy places the organism in Eukaryota, Viridiplantae, Streptophyta, Magnoliopsida, Asterales, Asteraceae. The record is from RefSeq and is a predicted model, not a curated record. The transcript is spliced from 2 exons.